UCGAUUUAUCAUUGAAGAGCAGCAAAUUGAUUUUGUACGAAUUGGCUAUCAAAUAGAAAGGGCACAUUGGGAUUAUCUAGAUAAUGAAUGUACAAAAGACCCAAAGUUGAUAAAAUUUGACAUGGAGGCGUUUGCUAUUCGUGUGUUUAGCCAUCUGCAUUUUUUAAGGCCAUAUAUAUCAUAUAUCGAUAUUAUGUUUGAGGAAUUGCAAGAGCACAAACGAUCUGCGCCGACAUUUGGAGCGAUUAUAUUGAAUAAAGACAUGACGAAAGUGGUUCUGGUGCAGAACUACUGGGCAAACAACAAUUGGAGUUUUCCGAAAGGAAAAUUAGACCGUCGUGAGGAGCCAUACCAAUGUGCUAUUCGAGAGGUAUGGGAAGAGACUGAUUUCGUUCUGAUCGCCGUGAUCAUGAUAUCCUAUAGAUACAAAAUGAAUCCAGACAAUCUGACGACUCCUCUAGCCGCGUCUAUCGGUGACGUCGUGUCCAUCAGUAUUCUCUCCACCGUUGCAUCAGAAUUUUACAAAAGGCUAUACACACAAGUAUGGAUACUGUACAUCGUUAUAGGAAUGUACUUGGUGCUUUUGCCGAUUUGGAUUAUAAUCGUGCUGAAGAACAAAUACACGAGAACAGUAUUAAAGUCUGGCUGGGUCCCCAUUCUGUCUGCUCUUAUGAUCAGUGGCGGAGGUGGAUUAGUUCUUGAGAGAAUGAUCGACUUUUAUAAAGGAUCUGAAGUCUUUCAAUCAGUCAUUAAUGGGAUUGGCGGCAACUUAGUAUCGGUGCAAGCGUCUCGAAUGUCAACCAUGUUGCACCAGACUUCUAUCCUGGGAAUUCUACCACCACACAACAAAAUUUGUGUGACACCGUGGAACGCGCUUUUCGUGAAAUCAAUAUAUGCCAAAACCGCAAGAUUGCUCCUCGCUAUGUCCAUCCCCGGUCAAUUGAUCUUUGUUUUCAUCGCUAAUGCUUUAAACCCGGGCGAUUGCAUGAUACAUGUAUACUUUGUACUCUUUUAUGUAACUGCUUCCUUAUUGCAAGUAAUGCUUCUGUUGAACAUGGCACACAUAAUCAUUCACGCGAUGUGGAGGUGCAAAAGCGAUCCAGACAACUCGGCGAUCCCCUACUUAACGGCAUUGCGUGAUUUGAGCUGAUCGCUGCUCUUAGCAUUAGCUUUCUUCUUUGUAUAUUUGAUACAAAGACCAUAUUGUUUCGAUUAA
Cyphomyrmex costatus is the source of this 1216-nucleotide messenger RNA. Its product is annotated as solute carrier family 41 member 2-like. The record is from RefSeq and is a predicted model, not a curated record. The annotation marks the transcript as partial. Gene Ontology annotation, molecular function: monoatomic cation transmembrane transporter activity; hydrolase activity; RNA binding. Gene Ontology annotation, biological process: monoatomic cation transport. Gene Ontology annotation, cellular component: plasma membrane. The transcript is spliced from 5 exons. Lineage: Eukaryota; Metazoa; Arthropoda; Insecta; Hymenoptera; Formicidae.